UCAAAACAUUCUAUUUUUGACAAAUUCAAACUCUUUGAACUGCAAAAAUGGGUAAUGAAUUAUUUGAAUACUCCAUAAAAGGUGAUAUAGAGAGUUUAAGRMARWUGUUUGAGGAUCCGGAAAGUGUUUACGUGAAAGAUAGCUCCACAGAGCUGAAUAGACGGGACUCUGAUGGAAAGUCAGCGAUAGACAUGGCUGCCGUGUUAGGACGCACUGACAUCAUUCAGGAAUUGAUUGAGAGAGGAGCUGAAGUCAAUAAUACCACCAAAAAUGGUUAUUCAGCUUUACAUCAAGCAGCAUGCUGGGGGAGGCUUGACUGUCUACGAGUUCUUGURGCAAACAAUGCUGAUCUUCAAAUGAAAACAGAGCACGGUGAACGUGCAAGAGAGUGCGCAAAGCGUUACAAGCAGAUGUCCUGUGUUGAAUUUCUUGAUAUUGCAGAGGCUCAACGAGACCUGUUAUGUCUUAUCACAUCAACCAAAGAAACUAUAGCAGACCCAGAAAAACACAUGGGAAGAUUUACCAAAGAUGAUAGGCAAAGUGGUAAUAGAUAUUGUGAUGAGAAGAAUGAAUGGCUUGAAGCACAGAAAGAUACUGCCACACUUCAAGAUGUAUUAAAGCAGAAAGCUGCUCUUGAAGAGCUGUUGAAACCCAUCCUUAGCAAACUAGUAGACACAGACAAUGAUGUUCUCAAAAGUGGUAAAAAGUAGUACUAGUCUAUUGUCCAGCAUCAUAACGGACUUUAUGCUACAUUAUAUGCACAAAUUUGUUGGGUGCAUUGAUAUCAAGACUCUACAAUGGCGCAAAAUGCUCUAUGCACCUAAGAUUGAAACUUUGUCACAUAAAUCAUAUUUGGUUACCUAUCAGUUCCUAUGCUUCGUCAUCUGUCAACUCAUCUUUUUUUGCAUGGCUAGUGGCAGCUCUGAUUCAG
This is a messenger RNA of Exaiptasia diaphana, 931 nucleotides long. Its product is annotated as ankyrin repeat domain-containing protein 45. The record is from RefSeq and is a predicted model, not a curated record. Gene Ontology annotation, molecular function: protein binding. Bases 48 to 710 code for a protein of 220 amino acids. The transcript is spliced from 5 exons. Lineage: Eukaryota; Metazoa; Cnidaria; Anthozoa; Actiniaria; Aiptasiidae.